AUGUCUGAACUUCCGCUUGAUAUUUGGCUGCUGGUAAGGGACAUCUUCCAGGAUGACUUGACGCUUGACCCCCACGGCAAGGUCUCCCAGGACAUCGUGGAUUCGCAUGCCGCUAUCAUGAACCUUGCUGGCACGUCUCGGAGACUGGCUCAUAUCAGCAAGCUCCACACCCCCUCACAAGGACGACGAUCGAUUGUUGCUUUCAAUCCCGGAAAGCUAUUUGACCAGUCGCAUCAGGACAAUUCCGCCAAUGAUACUCUGGAGAAGCAGACUCUUGCGAACGUGAUACAGAUGUACAUCACGAGCAUCACCGGCCCUUCGUUGGAUCGUCGCCUCACGGGGUACUCGGCUCGCCAUGACAAUCUAUACAAGGACUGUCAUGCGAUCUUCGAAGCAGCGCGAGCAAGAAUGGAAGCUGAUCCCACCUUUCUGUCGAACAUUGAGUCUUUCGUCUUUAUGUCGGGCGCGCGGUGGUGGAUGUCGGAUCAGAAGAUCAGGGAAAACCUCUCAGACUCGACGACCCCUCACGAAACAUCCUUCGAUCUCUUGCAGAUGGCCAACGAGCGGGGAGCACUUUUCUGCCAGCAUCUGUCCGAAGGCGUCAACGAAGUAUCGAAGCGGACCCGACCAAGCGCAGAUGAUCCCACAAAAAUGGUCAGCAUCGCCACGGUCUGCCCUCGGGCAUCGUAUGCCCUGCACCUUUAUGGAGGCAUCGACCCAAAACAACGGAGAAUGCAAGCUCCACUGACCCGAGGCAGGCUGCAAUGCGGGCCCAUGACCUGGUACUGGGAGGGUCCGAUCCUCGAGAACAAGGAAAGCGAUGUGGAAGGCACUCUUGUCGGCCUGCACCUCGAUUCGCUGGCCAGGCAAUUCAAGAUCGGGGGACUGGAAGUGCGAAGCUUCACCGGCUACUUGCCAACGCUGUCAAACAAGUCUGAGGAGAUGAAAGCCUGGCUCGCGGAGCUCGUGGAAGACAUGGAACACACCGUGUCUGAGAAUGACAACCCGCUCCCGCUGAAGAAUGAGCAUGGAGAACCCUUGAUCACCCUGAAAACGAUCGAUCAGGCUCGGGAGAAGCCGUGCAAAUGCGGCCAUCCCCGUUUUCAUCCCACAGAGAUGAGCGUUACAGGUGAUGAUGAGACCGGCGCCAUCAUGGAUGACUGA
This is a messenger RNA of Dioszegia hungarica, 1164 nucleotides long. RefSeq lists its product as uncharacterized. The coding region runs from base 1 to 1164 and encodes 387 amino acids. The transcript is spliced from 2 exons. NCBI's taxonomy places the organism in Eukaryota, Fungi, Basidiomycota, Tremellomycetes, Tremellales, Bulleribasidiaceae. The record is from RefSeq and is a predicted model, not a curated record.